This is a messenger RNA of Mesorhabditis spiculigera, 3348 nucleotides long. Lineage: Eukaryota; Metazoa; Nematoda; Chromadorea; Rhabditida; Rhabditidae. The record is from the annotation of a GenBank genome assembly.
AUGGGAUCAGCGCUUGAUCAACAUGAAGAAAAAGCUAAGAGACGUCGCCGCUCGAAGCUAGGCGACGGUUUCCUUUCCGGCAGCGGAGACACCCACGUCGUUUCCAUCGAUGGCCAUGUCGAGAAGUUGCGUUCGGCUCUGCCCGUUGUUGCGUUGGAAGACGGCGAGAUCGAGGAAGAUAGUCGCUCGCCGACAGAAAAUAACGCGUCUACGGCCGAGCAAUUGCAGGGCGGCGAGAGUGAUAGCAACUCCGAAGAGGCCCGCAUCGAUGCCUUGCUGCGAAGCACUGAAAGAAAAGCACGCAAUACGAGAAGGAAAAGCGAACGCUCUACAGAAUUUGAAUCGAGACGUGACGACAGGGCACGGCGCCGACGAUCCGAUUCUCGGCAUGCACGAGCACCUUCUCCGAUUCCUCUGAUGGGAAAUUUGAUGAAGGGCCCAAAGGUCAUAAAUCAACUCGACUUCAGCUUCCGCCCUCCAAUCGCUAGUACCCCUAUGAUUAACGGCGGUUUUUUGCCUCCACCACCAUUGAUGGGCUCACCGGGUUCAGCGUUCACUACCCAUCAGUUCUUUCCUUCAGUGGCGCCAACGCACCCGCCUUAUCAGAACUACACUCCGCCGGACAGAGUCCGUGGAAGCUGGUCUCUCGAAGUCGACAAGUUCCUGGGCCAGGGCCGGAAUAGACGCGUGAAUAACUACGAUGACGAUCGGAUGGAAAUUGCGUCUCCAAGUCCGCCGGCGCCGCCGCCCGCCGCGGAAUCCACAGAAAACCUGAACAAAAGCAGCAGACAGGAAGAAGAGGAUGAAAUAUUGCGAAAGAAGCUGAUCGAAUUGCAAAAGCAGAAACAAAUGCGUGGUAAUGACGCCCAAGUUUCUUCCGCUCCAACGGCUGCAGCUACUCCACAACCGUUUUCGCCGGAUUCCACGGACCACGAAGAUAACAUUGCUUCUGCUCCCGGCCCCAGCGAUGACCCCGUGGCUGACAUGUAUACACCAGAAAUGCUCAACCAGGAGAAGCAAAAGCUUGAGGAGGCCGAUAAUGUGAUCGUUUCCUUCCGUGAAUCGUUGAUGAAAGCUGCGGCCAAGAGAAGGCAACUUUUGAAAAGGAUCGCCGAGAUAAACGAGUCAAUAAAAUGCGACCGGGUGAAGCUGCACAAGAAUAUUGAUGUGAAGCGACAGUUGCAGCUAAACAUCGAAACUAUUGAGCUUCACUUGGAGGCUCAAGCGGCGGCAAAAGAGCGGAACCAGGGUUAUGAAGCGGAGGCUGAUCCCGAAAUGGCUACGGAAUUCAUGCUCAUCGAUGGGCUGCUCUCGGUCAACCAUGACCUGGACACAAAGCGACCUCGCUUGAAUCGGUCUUUCACCAGCCCGCGCGAAGCUGCGUCUGCCAAACGUCGUCGCUUAACGCUGUCAACCGACACUACGAGGAUCAUCCCUUUGGACCCGACUCCACAAGAGGGCCCGGAUUCACCGAUCAGCAUGCAAGGCGCAGAUCUAUCGACCGCGGUGGUUACACCAUCGGAGCGGAGCCCUUCCCAGAGAGCUGAGCGAAUAGAGGAAUCCACUUCUCAUCACAGCGAUCGGCAGCCACAACUAUGCCCGUCAUCUCCUCCUCAGCUACUUCAACAGGCUGAUGCUCAAGUUAUACCGUCCUCGCCUUCGCUGUCGAGACAGCAAGACUUCGCCGUGAAACCGGGCUUUGGCGCAAGGGCGGCCGAUCGACUGCCUUAUCCCACGCUCUUAGACCGACAAACGAUGCUGGAACACAAGAAGCGCGUCCUACAGCAGCAGCUCUUGCAAAAGCGGCUGAAGGAAGAACAAGAAUGGCAGUACCGGGAUCAUCUCCGUGUGUUCCCGCACAGGACAAUGGUCCAAAAAGCCUAUAUUGAAGGACUUGCGAAGCCAGCUACGGACACGUUUGGCCUGCGAUAUGUCAAGGCAGUCGAGUCAUCAGGAAAAUCCAAAGACGUUCCACUCGUGCAGCCCUUCCUGUCUGCGGCUGUCUUCCGGACGAUUCCCGUUCGACCACCUUCCGUUUUGGAGCAGAUCGCCAGUCAACCGCCUCCACCACCUCCGCCUGCGCAACCGGAGUCGCCUCCAACAGCUGAAAAUGUGGACCCAGAAGCUGGCGCGGCAACCCAAGAUAGUGCUAGCGACGUCCCGAACACGCCCUCGCAAGAACAUCUGGCUCAGGAGAUUGUGGCGGAACCGAUGACUACAAUGGGCCAGUCCGAAAGCGUUCCCCCGGCUGCUGGUGAACAACCUGUUCUGGAGAACUAUCGUGAAGCGCAAGAAGUAGUCGAACUGGCUCCAGGACGUGAAACCCCGGUCGAAGAGCCGGUCGAAGAGCCGGUCGAAGAGCCGGUCGAAGAGCCGGUCGAAGAGCCGGUCGAAGAGCCGGUCGAAGAGCGGAGCGAAGGGGAGCUAUCAACUUCUACACGGCACAGCGUGAUCGAUGGAUUGAUCACCAUUUCCGAAGAAGAGAUCCACCCGACCGAAAAAUCAAUUGAUGACAUCGUGGAAGAGGAGGAGCGUCGCGAGAAGGAAAAGAUUCGUGAAGAAAUGGAGCGUGAAAGCCAUGCGAUGUUGGAAACGCAACUGCGCAAGCGCUUGUUGGAAGAGAUGCGGUCGCGAGCGAAUGGUAGCGGUGAUUCCACUCCGGUCCCUGAAGUCGCCACCGGAUUCGAGAAGCUUACCGAGAAUGACGCCCAGAACGUUAUCGACAUGGACGUGGAGGAGUCCCCUCGGUCUCCCGACAACUCUGAAAAUGAGGUGAUCUCGCCGGCUUCACCAACAUACGUCCCAUUAUCGCCGCAGGGCUCGCCGGUUCGACCUCCCCACCACGAUGACGAUACCCCUCGCGUACUAAAGGGAUCGCCGGAAACGCUGGACGCUAUCCUCCGCAUACUGGACAACGAAUCAGUUUGCACUGCCGGCUUUGAUCCAAACGUUCCGUUUUGCAACAGUGAACUACUGACGCCUGGUUAUUGCAAGAAUAUCGAUUGCCAAAUGCAACACGUCUACCCGCGAAAGAUCCCGGACCCGUAUGAGGGUUUGGUCACCUUUUCCAUCAAAACGGCAAUGGAUAAGAUGCCGUGCGAUGGCUGGUCCAGUUCACGUCUCGCGCGAAUGAAGGCUGACCUCUUCAAGGCUUGGAAGCAAUGUGGUUUGAACGUGCACGAGUUCGUCCCGUCGAUCUCGGAUGUGCUUGCCGUGAAGCUAAACGAGGAGUCUCGACGCAACUCCCGCGCCGGCUCUACCGAUUCUCAUGAUUCGGCGCUUCAGUUUGAUGAACAGUUUGGGGUGCAGAGCCCGAAUGAUAUCCCGGCUUAUAACAGCCUCCUCGAC